CAGUGAGCUCAUUUGUCUGAAGGGAAGACAUUACACUAUGGUAUGUGACGGCUGAGUCAAAGCUGAGGGGUGGAUGCUUUUUUCGGUGAAGACUUGGAAGUAACUGCCUGUUGUGUGGAGGUGUGGUGAUGCACGCAGUGUAUCUGCUGACUCCCUCUGUUCCCUUUACUCUGCAAGAGACACAGAUGUAUGGGCGGUACACCCAGGAGUUGGGUGUGUAUGCCAAAGAGGAAGCGGCCCGCCUACGGGACGGAGGAGUGCGGGAUGGCGGGGGGCUGCGGAGGAACACCAGCGUUCGCAGCCGUGCUGCGGACCUGCUGGAGUAUGAGAAAGACCCAUGUGCUAAGUGCCAAAUGUGCGCGUCUCGCUGUCAGAAGUUCCUGAUCUCGCGGGUUGGGGAGGACUGGAUCUUCCUCAUCCUGCUGGGGCUGCUCAUGGCCUUGGUCAGCUGGGUUAUGGACUACGCCAUCGCCUUCUGCCAGGAAGCACAGAAGUGGAUGUACGGUGGACUGGACAGUAACAUGCUUCUACAGUACAUUGCCUGGGUCACCUACCCUGUAGUGCUCAUCACAUUCUCAGCAGGAUUCACACAGAUACUGGCUCCACAGGCUGUGGGUUCAGGCAUUCCCGAGAUGAAGACCAUCCUGAGAGGAGUGGUGCUGAAGGAGUACCUGACGUUUAAGACAUUUGUGGCCAAGGUCAUCGGUCUGACCUGCGCCCUGGGCAGCGGGAUGCCCCUGGGGAAGGAGGGCCCGUUUGUUCAUGUCGCCAGCCUGUGUGCCGCUCUGUUGAGCAAAUUCAUGGCUGCUCUUUUUGGUGGGACGUACAUGGAAGAGCCCUUUGAGGGAAACAAGAACGAGUUGAGGAACACAGAGAUGCUGUCGGCGGCGUGCGCGGUGGGUGUGGGCUGUUGCUUCGCUGCCCCCAUUGGAGGGGUGCUGUUCAGUAUUGAGGUCACUUCAACGUUUUUCGCGGUGAGGAACUACUGGAGGGGCUUCUUUGCUGCCACCUUCAGUGCCUUCAUAUUCAGAGUGCUGGCGGUCUGGAACCAAGAGGAAGAGACCAUCACAGCGCUCUUUAAGACCCGCUUUCGCCUGGACUUCCCAUUCGACCUUCAGGAGCUGCCAGCGUUUGCCAUCUUGGGGAUUGCCUGCGGUUUUGGUGGUGCUCUGUUUGUCUACCUGAACCGGCUGAUAGUGGAGUGCAUGAGGAAGCAGAAGACCAUUAACAAGUUCUUGCUGAGGAAGCGUCUGGUGUAUCCCGCACUGGUCACCCUGCUCGUCUCCACCCUCACCUUCCCGCCAGGCUUUGGACAGUUCAUGGCCGGACAGCUGACGCAGCACGAGUCUCUGGUCGCCUUGUUUGACAACCGCACGUGGUGUCGUCAGGGCGUGGCCGAGGAGUUCGACUACAUCAGCCACUCCCACGCCUGGAAGCACCCCCAGGUCAACGUCUUCAUCACGCUCAUCCUCUUCAUCAUCAUGAAGUUCUGGAUGUCCGCUGUGGCCACCACCAUGCCUGUCCCAUGCGGGGCAUUCAUGCCAGUUUUCCUCAUUGGUGCAGCUUUUGGCAGACUGGUCGGUGAGAUCAUGGCAGCCAUGUUUCCUGAUGGUAUACAUGCUGACGGCAGUGUGUAUCCUAUAGUCCCUGGUGGCUACGCUGUAGUUGGUGCCGCAGCCCUGUCUGGAGCGGUCACACACACUGUGUCCACAGCGGUGAUAGUGUUUGAGCUGACCGGUCAGAUCUCCCACAUUCUGCCUGUGAUGAUCGCCGUGAUCCUGGCCAACGCCGUCGCCCAGUCGCUCCAGCCCUCCCUGUACGACUCCAUCAUCAGAAUCAAGAAACUACCAUACCUGCCUGAACUGGGCAUGGGACAUCAUGAGAAGUAUAAUAUCCGUGUGGAGGACAUCAUGGUCAGGGAUGUGCGCUUCAUCACUCUAACCUCCUCCUAUCGGGACCUGCAAGAGGUGCUGCUGACAGGUCAGCUCAAAACACUGGCCCUGGUCGAAUCCAGAGACUCCAUGAUCUUGCUGGGCUCCAUAGAGCGAUCCCAGCUCCAGUCUCUGCUCUCCCACCAGCUGGGACGGCAGCGGAGGCUGGAGCACCUGCGGCAGCUCGCCCAGGACAACGGCACCCACGAUCACCUGCCCAGUCUCGCCACUGACAGCACCCCGAGCUCGCCCUGUGCCCACACCCACGCCCACAUCAACGCCACAACCAACACCAACACCCGCCAAGGGGUCCGCUUCCUGAUUUCCACAGAGGAGUCUUCCUCCUUCAGCCCAGCUGUGUCCAAUGUUCAGCUUCCGUUGAAAUCUGCCUUGAAAACUGUGUCAGCCAUCAGCGACACAGAGACACCAAACAGCUCUCAGACUCUCUCCUGUGCCGACCACGAGACGGAGCUGCUGGAGAGCUCGGCUGGGCCGGCUCCUCCUGAAAAAAGAAAGCCCAAGCCCAAACGAGUGAGGAUCUCCAUGGCGGACUCUCCUGAAGUGGAAGAUGACAUGACCACCGCGGAGAUAGCAGAAUGGGAGGAGCAGCAGCUGGAUAUGCCAGUGGAUUUCAAGAACUGCAAGAUCGACCCUGCCCCCUUCCAGCUGGUAGAGAGGACGUCCCUGCAUAAGACUCACACCAUCUUCUCUCUGCUGGGUCUGGACCAUGCCUAUGUGACCAGCACGGGCCGUCUUGUUGGAGUCGUUUCUCUCAAAGAGCUGCGCAAGGCCAUAGAGGGCUCAGUGACGGCGGCUGGAGUGAAAGUGCGCCCCCCAUUGGCCAGUUUCCGUGACAGUGGGAACAGCACAAGCGUAGCUGAGGUAACAGAGCUUCAUAAACUGUGGAUCCGCCACCGAGGGCUCUCGUUGCCACGGGAACCGACCCCUCCCGAUGUGGAGGACCAACCAGAUCUCCCAUACGAAGAGAUCCCGGUCGACUUCUCGGACCAAUCAAACUUGGAGUUUGAAACCAGCCCCGGCAACAUCACGAAUCCAUCAUCGGAGUUAGUGCUCCAGGAGAGCCCCUCCUUCACGGAGGAUCAGUCGGAGUUUACAUUUGAAUGCAGCCCCUCCCACACUGAUGAAUCAGAGCUGGCCUGUGACUAUGACCCCUCCCACCACACUCCUGAGCCAGAGCAAUCAGAGCCAGGGAAAGAACAGGGAAGUCCGUCCCCGAACAAGGACCAAUCAGAACACGAGUGUGAAGGAAGCCCCGCCGAUCCUGAGGAUCAAUCAGAAUGAUCGGAGGGGCUGAUGAACAGUCCAGUGUUAAAUACAGAGACGCCUCAUGAUUGUUGAAGUUUCAUACAUUUGUAGAGGUCACUCUCACCUCCAACUCCAGCCUAGAUAUCUCUGUCUGUAAUACUGUUGCAGUUUAUGGGAGUGAGUGAGUGAGUAGAUGUGACAACUUGGUAUUGUGUUUUAAAUUGUUACAUUGCCUAUUUAAGCGUGGAUGAGUGAGUGAGUGAGUGAGUGAGUGAGUGAGUGUGUGAGAGAGAGUGAGAGAGUGACUGAAUGAGUGACGUGUGGCACUUUGCCCGCCGUGCUCAAAUCUGGUCUGGACUCUGACACGUAAUUGAUUCUCCAUGCCAAACUGUAAACACGACUCUACACAACACAGGGAGAAAAAGACGCCACACACGUGGAAAACCGGAGGGAACUAAAGGCUGAAAAAAUAAAGACAAGGUGUUAAGAAGCAAAGAGAUGGAAAAGUGUUUUGCUGAGCACACAAAAGGUUAACACUUCAUAAUAGCCAUCAUUAAUAAAUGGUUAAUUGAUUGUUAAUUAACCUUUAGUUAAUAGUUAUUUUACAGUUGACAAACAAUGAAAUGAUAAUUAAUGUUUCCUUAUUACACAGUACUGUUUAACAGUUUACUGUUGAACACAUUAUAACUUUUUUUUACUAUAUCAGAUAUUUCUUAAUGAUUACCAAGUGAUUUGUAAACCUUUAAGAAAUCAAUUGCAAAACAUCUACAAAUGUAACAGAGGGGCCAGAUAUUGUAUAACACUAAAAACUGUUUUAUAGAUUGUCUAUAAACAGUAUUUGGAUGGCUACUAUAAAGUUGCAGCUGAUUAUUAUAAUACUUUGUUAAAUGAUUAAUAAAUACUUUUUAAUACAUGAAAAUUAUUUGGAUGGCUCUUAUAAAGUUGCCACUACUGCCUGUAAUAAUUAGUUAAUAAAUAUGGUGAUUCCAGGGUUCAAGCCGACACAGACUGUUGGACGUUUCAAGCAUCAGUUUAAUUAAAAAUAUCCCCAAAGUAUCCAACUUUAUAAUAGCCAUCCCAAUAAUGUUUGAAGAUGCUCUACAUAGUAUUUAUUAACUAUCUACCACAUCAGUUGCAACUUUAUAAUAACCAUCCAAAUCCCGUUUAUAGAUAGGCUGUUAAAAAAUAAAUUAAUUAAUUAAUUAAUUAAUAAUAAUAAUAAUAAUAAUAAUAAUAAAAUAAAAUAUUACCCCUUAACAAAAAAUAUCUGGUCCCUCUUUGAAGUGUUGUAGAUGUUUUACAAAUAAUCAAUCAAUAAUUGGUAAUCAUUUACAAUUAAUUAAGAUAGUAUAUAAAAUGUUGUAAUAUGUGCAACGAUAUUAACAUUAAUUUUUCAUGCCAUUGUUUGUUAACUGAAAAUAACUGUGGACUACGCUUUAAAUCUACCAUUUUUAAUGAUGGUAAUUUAAAAGUGUUACCCAUAAAAGUAUCAUUUGAAACAACUACCUAUUCACACCCAGGACCAAGGCAGCUUACAGAGGUGCACCUGGUGGCCAAGCGUAGUGGUACUACAGGGCUCAGAAAAACGGCGAAGCACAUUGUAAUUACCAUUACUAUAACCUUCUGCACAUGUAGCCUUAUUUGGCUUUAUAGGGGCUGAUUUGACAAGGGCAAUAUAGGUUGUCAGUCUCUUUAUAUUUUAUAAUUCACACAAAAUGCAUCAUUCAAAUGUAUGAAUUGCCUCCACAUCAUCUGCUAUGUGAAUUUACUGUGUUUGACUUAUUUCUAGCAUGAUGAAGGAAUGAGAGUCGAGCUCACAGUGGAGGAAGAUAAAUCACCGGCUAUUGUACAGAAUCAAGGCAUCUAUGAAUCUUUAUAGGUACCUUGUACAGAGCACAUAGACACACACCACACAUACACACACAAGAACACACAUACACUCCCGUACACACACACACAUACACGCACACACAUGUACUUGGCCUGUAGAUAUUUACACCCUUAAUAUUUUCAUAAAAUGUUACAUAUUCUCCUAUAUAUGACACUGAGUGCAUUUAAUCCAGCUUGGCCUCUAAUGCAAUGUUUAGAAAUACAAUUAUGAAGCACAGUGAUACCCACAUUACAAGUCUGAAACCUGUUGUAGAGCCAAGUGUGUGUAAGUGCUCGUUACAACCUCAGUAUGACCCGAGUCGAACUUCAAACGGAUGUAAAUUUUGUCCAAGCAAGUAUUUUAGCUUCAUGCGGCAAUUUUGAGCCAUAUUUCAAUCUUAUGUGAUUAUCACCACAGCAUACCAACUUAGGCUCAUUUUUGUCUGUAUAAACAUUUGUGCAAUAAUUUAUUACCGUCUUACUUUUGUAUGCAUAUAGAAUGUGAAGUAGUGCUCGCCCUAUAAGAUAAUGUACAAGGAGUUUAAUGUAGAGAGUGUAUAAGCUAACUUGCAGCGCAUCUAGUUAAGCAAUAAGUCUGUAGUAUCUCCCUUUAUAUGGCCCUGGCCUGUAUAGGCUUUGUAUAUAUGAAAAUACAUGGAUAAAAUCUACGUACAUGCUAUGUACAUAGGAGAAUUAUGCAUUUGAGAUCAACAGCCAUUGUUAUUUUUCAGAGAACAUGAAAUUGUUUUUGUACAUCA
Messenger RNA from Myripristis murdjan (pinecone soldierfish), 5824 nucleotides. RefSeq names its product chloride channel, voltage-sensitive 2a (gene clcn2a). Gene Ontology annotation, molecular function: voltage-gated chloride channel activity. The transcript has 25 exons. Lineage: Eukaryota; Metazoa; Chordata; Actinopteri; Holocentriformes; Holocentridae. Bases 129 to 3233 code for a protein of 1034 amino acids. The record is from RefSeq and is a predicted model, not a curated record. Gene Ontology annotation, cellular component: plasma membrane. Gene Ontology annotation, biological process: transmembrane transport; chloride transport.